UGUGUAUAUAAGUGUGUUUUCUGGUUAUUAUUGGAUACUUGUGAUACCAUUUAGGGUAAUAAAUUGGGCGCGGAUGAGGGCGCGUGCCGGGCGGCGGCGGGGCGCGGCGUGAGAUGUCGCAGGCUCCCUUCUCGCUGCCCUGGGGGCUCCACUAUCAGCACAGACACGGUGAGAGCGCGGCGAGCGUCCCGCCGAGCAACCAACGCCGCCCGCCGUCCGCCGCGCACUACGACCACCAAGAGUACACCCUCCACAGGCACCACCCCCUACAGCACACCCUCAUACCCACCACACAAUGUAAGGGAGAAGAUGAACCUCGGGCCGACUACAGAGAACACUACCACCUGCACAGGUGUGGCGCGGCGUACAGCAAGUGUCCCGAGGAGGGCCAGGUUCCCCGGGAGACCAGGGAGGAAACGGUUUCCAGCAGCGCGGAACACCACCAACACUGGGACGAGAAAAUAGUGAGCAGUUCACUGUGCAGCGCUCCGGCUGCAGCUAGGAGUGAUGCUGCAUCACCACAUCAACAUGUUACCACCACGCAUGCAGGGGGCGGACGGCGCGGGGCGCUGCAACUGUGGCAGUUCCUCGUGUCGCUGCUGGCGGAGGGCGCGCGCUGCGUCGCCUGGACCGGACGAGGUUUGGAGUUCAAACUUCAUGAACCCGAGGAGGUGGCGCGACGGUGGGGCGCGCAGAAGAAUCGGCCGGCCAUGAACUACGACAAGUUGUCGAGGUCACUGCGGUACUACUAUGAAAAGGGCAUCAUGCAAAAAGUGGCCGGAGAACGCUACGUGUACAAGUUCGUGUGUGACCCUGAAGCAUUAUUCAGCAUGGCGGCCGGCACUAGCGCGUCGGGACCUCCAGGCCCCCGGACGAGGUCGCCCCCCGCGCAGUACGACGUGCUCUCCCUGUACGGGGGCGUGUGCCCCCAAUACCUGCCUCACCACGACCCGAGGCGGUACUACCAUCAUGUCGACCAUUUGGGGCAUUAUGAUACGUGAAUGUAUAGACAAUAAGGUUGUA
Messenger RNA from Achroia grisella, 1023 nucleotides. Its product is annotated as transcriptional regulator Erg-like. NCBI's taxonomy places the organism in Eukaryota, Metazoa, Arthropoda, Insecta, Lepidoptera, Pyralidae. Gene Ontology annotation, cellular component: nucleus. The record is from RefSeq and is a predicted model, not a curated record. Gene Ontology annotation, molecular function: sequence-specific DNA binding; DNA-binding transcription factor activity, RNA polymerase II-specific. The transcript has 9 exons. The coding region runs from base 114 to 1001 and encodes 295 amino acids. Gene Ontology annotation, biological process: regulation of transcription by RNA polymerase II; cell differentiation.